CUCUGCACAGAGAGACGUGUAUAAAGCCCUUCCAUGGCGAUUGGUUGAACUCUGGCAAUUCGAAGGUCGACCCGAUUUGGAUGGGAGCUCAGAAAAGCAUCCAUGCCGGCAAAGAAAUGGAACCGCGGUCGUUGAACGCUGUCUUGUUUCUUUCUCACCGCACGCUCCAUGGUUUCUGGAAGUGAAGCCAAGAUCGACGUUAACGUCGAUUUCUCUCAAAAGCUAUGCGCUUCUCUGAUGCUCCCCUCGUUCAGGGGUUCUCAGAGUCCGCUUUCACUGAUAAUAGGGAGUCUUUGCAUCAAACACCCAAACCUCUUUGGUGGGAGUGAGAAGCUUGAUGUUUCGUGGGAUAAGGGCCCGUAUGAUUCCAAUGCAUUAAUAGCUUAUAGGAGGCCGCGACCCGAAUGGCUUUCUCAGCAGUCAUUUGUAAUUCAGCAUUCUGUUUCACCUGAGAUUGGGGUGCAUGGUACGCCUACCGAUAAUUUCUCACGUUCAGGGAGUGGAGGCGUGAAUCUGUCGCAAUUCUCGGUUGGACUGGAUCUAACAGAGCCUGCAAAUUCCAAUUGGAGCAGCACAACGAGUAUCAGAUUUAAGCAUGUUCGGCCUCUAAACGAUGAUGGUCGCUCCAUAAGCAGGGAUCUUGAUGGGUUACCUGUCACUUGCAGCGGGAGUCCCCACGACAGUAUGGUGGUUUUGAAGCAAGAAUCUCAUUACGCGAAGGCAAAUGAUCACAGCUUUUUUCGUCUUAGAUUUCAAAUAGAGCAAGGAAUUCCUCUUCUUUCCAAGUGGAUCAUAUUUAAUAAGCUCAAAUUUGUCGCGUCAAAGGGAGUCAAAUUGGGCCCUGCAUUUCUCUUGACAAGUUUGACAGGCGGUUCGAUUGUAGGAGACAUGGCUCCAUAUCAAGCAUUUGCUAUUGGAGGUCUUGGCAGUGUGAGAGGUUAUGGUGAGGGUGCAAUUGGAGUUGGGAGAUCAUGCCUGGUUGCUAACAGCGAAUUCACAUUCCCUCUGAACGAGACACUGGAAGGUGCAAUAUUUUUGGAUGGUGGGACAGACUUGGGCUCUGGUCGUCAUGUACCCGGAAAUCCAUCUCUCAGGCAGGGAAAACCAGGUUCGGGAAUAGGAGUUGGAUACGGCCUCAGAUUCAAGUCUCAGUUUGGUCAUUUCCAAGUUGAUUGUGCCAUCAAUGCAUUUCAACAGAAAACUCUCUCUUUUGGCAUCAGCAACCUCACUUCAUGACUUGCUUCAACCCUGAGGGCCUCAAACACCAUUUCUUCUGCCUCUUAUUUAAGAGCUGAAGCUGAUUGAUGGCAGUUCUGCUCAGCUCUGGACAGUACAAUUACCUGCCUUUUUUGUCAGCAUUCCGUUCGAUAGUCUGGACAUGUCGGGAGUAGAAGCUGUAAGCACUCAAUCCUCUUCAAAUUUAGGAAACUCACAAAGUGAAAGGGAUGAGCAUUUUUUACAGAGAGAAGCUAGAGGCUGGGUUCUGGUUCAAUUUUCAAAUCCUUAUACGUCUAAUGUUUCCAGAACUGAGAUUCAAGCGAGACUUACCAAGCAAAAAGUUACACUCU
Messenger RNA from Rhodamnia argentea, 1568 nucleotides. RefSeq names its product outer envelope protein 39, chloroplastic. The transcript has 12 exons. Bases 169 to 1236 code for a protein of 355 amino acids. The record is from RefSeq and is a predicted model, not a curated record. Gene Ontology annotation, cellular component: outer membrane. NCBI's taxonomy places the organism in Eukaryota, Viridiplantae, Streptophyta, Magnoliopsida, Myrtales, Myrtaceae. Gene Ontology annotation, biological process: embryo development ending in seed dormancy; chloroplast organization.